This is a messenger RNA of Dicrocoelium dendriticum, 243 nucleotides long. The record is from the annotation of a GenBank genome assembly. NCBI's taxonomy places the organism in Eukaryota, Metazoa, Platyhelminthes, Trematoda, Plagiorchiida, Dicrocoeliidae.
AUGUAUGGAGUUAGGAAGAUAGACACACUUUUCGUCCGGUUGGAAGCGUGGAGGUUGAGUACAGGUGACUGGAACCUUGCCGUGUCAUCUAAGAAAUGCAAUCGACCAAUCGAAUCGUACGGUCACUUACAUCCUGUCUUUGUGUCCCCUCGUGGACCGGUUACUCGCUGUUUCACCCAUCCGUCCGCAGUGACGGUAUCGAAUGCACAACGAGCUAGAGGUGGUCAACGGGUAUCGGAAGCG